Messenger RNA from Moesziomyces antarcticus, 927 nucleotides. RefSeq lists its product as uncharacterized. Bases 1 to 927 code for a protein of 308 amino acids. The transcript is spliced from 4 exons. The record is from RefSeq and is a predicted model, not a curated record. Lineage: Eukaryota; Fungi; Basidiomycota; Ustilaginomycetes; Ustilaginales; Ustilaginaceae.
AUGCUCAACUUCGGCGCGGGGUGGAAGCUGGAAAUUCGACCUCCGCUGGCGGGAAACCUUGGCUUGGGUGGCGAUCCGUCGUCCGCAGCAUCUUUCCUGCCGUCGAGUGUGCCGGUGCAGCGAUAUGAUGGGCAGUGCAAGCGACUGGCUCGAGCAUGGUUGGAUUCUGCCAUGCUGCCGCGACGACGUGCAUCGUUGCCAUGCUGCGGCGGCCGGCUUGCCGACCGCGUGGAAGCUUCGAUCUCGGCUACCUUUUUUUCUCGCCUGCCGAAGCGUGCAGCGUUCCAUGGAUGCGUCACCAACAACGAUGGUCAACGCGAGCUCUGGGGACAAGGCAAAGGCUUGAGCAUGUUUGGCGAUGCGGCUUGGACCCAGUCGAGCAUCGACACAUGUCUCAUUUGCCACAAGGAUGGGAGUCUUUGGCUUUGUACGAGAACGGUGUUGGUGUGGCGAGGUGUAGCCAAGUCGCUACCUGCAGGCUACGAUCGCUCUGGCGUAGGACAUGCUGGCUCGGGCAUGGCGGACGUACGCCCCAUUCGUAUACACACGCUACUGCAACACACGCUACUGCACUCGCCCACUGCAUCGGAUCGUCGUGCACAGCAAGCCACCCAGUCCAGCCAACGCCCAGAGUCAAAGCGCUUCGGCUUCUGCUGCCUGUGUCUCGGCACAAAGAUCCGCCAAUCUGCCCUAUCAAAUCAAGACGUCGGCGAAAAUGCCCUUACGAGGCCAAGUACGGUGCUGCUGCAUGCAUCUCUCCGUGCUCUGCUAGAGGCGUCGGCUGCAACAUCUUUCCGCAGGUCAGCGCGGCUGCAUUCGGCCACCUACGAUCCGCAUCUGCUGUGCCUUGCAGACCAAUUGUGCUGGCGCCAUACGCCCAACGCCGCGUUCCUGAACAUCCUCUACCCGCAUCCUGUCGCCACUUGA